CAGCGUCGCCAGUUCUCCACUUGCUCAUCCCCGGGAGCAGCCGGGCCCCACAGGGCUGCGUGCGGGCAGGUGCGGGAUCAAAGCCACUCGCUGCUGCUAGGGAGACCUGGAGGUGCAGUGCGGUUUCUAUUGACAUUGGUCCAAUAAAAUAUAUUGAUCGCUUCCCCCACUUUCCCCUCUCUGUGGUUACCACAGCGCUGUGUACAGCGUAUUGCCCUGGGAGGCUGUGUUGAAGCAUUGAAAGUCUCAUGAUGUGGCCACGCCAGGACAGGCCCGGGAACAACCCCAGAAAGAAUGUUUCUUCCUUUGGAAAAGGAGUGUCUCGAAGGAUGCAAGGCAAAAGGAAAGCCCCAGGCACAGAGACUCUGGAGGAAAGUGCCCAAGAGGCUGUCCUUGAUACUAAGCUUAUUCCUGCUCAGAAGCAACCAUUGGAGAGUUCAAGUGGCAGAUCAGGCAUUUCUGGGGAGUGCAGUGAUGAUGCUAAAAAGCCAAGGCUCCUGCAAGGAGAGAUUGCCAUUGACCCAGGAGCUGACAGUGACGACUCUGAGGACAGCGAUGGCAGUAGUGAUUACAGUGAUCCUGAGGACUUCUCAGGGGAUGAGGAUGAGGAGGAGACAGGCAGUGGAAUCUCUGGGAGCAGUGAUGAAGAGCCGUCUGCUGGGGGAAAAGAUAUCUCAAAAAGCAAAACUGUUCCAGAGAGUGAUAUGAAGAGAGAACUAUCCUUAAUGUCUUUUGAGGAACUGCUGCAGCUGCGGAGCAGCAUCGGAAUCAAAGCGUAUCAGCAGAUGACUAGUGGGAAGAAGCCAUCGAACUAUACAAAACCUAGGACCAGGCUGCAACCUAGCAAACAGGGGCCCCUGGAGAUUUCUGCCAAGAAACGGGUCCCCUUUCUGCGCCAAGUGGUUUCUGUUAAAAAGACAGUGCAGAGAGACCCUCGCUUUGACGACCUGUCUGGGGAGUACGACCCAGCUGUGUUUGAGAAGACCUACAGUUUCCUGGAUACUCUCAAGAAGAGGGAGAAAGAGAUAGUUCAGAAGCAGCUGAAGAAAAGCAAGAAUGUGGAGCAGCGAGAGAAACUGCAGCAGCUCCUAAAGCGCAUGACGCAGCAAGAGGAGGCUCAGAAGGAGCAGCAGAGGCAGAGGGAGAAAGAGCUGGUGUUGAAGAGAGAGCGGAGGGAGCAGGCCCUGCAGGGAAGGAAGCCCUUCUACCUGAAGAAAUCUGAGAAGUGGAAAAUGGAGCUGGCUGAGAAGUACAAGGCCCUGAAGGGGAAGGGGAAGCUGGAGAGCUUCCUAGGCAAGAAGAGGAAGAGGAAUGCCAUUAAGGACAAGCGCAGACUGCCCUUCCGCAAGCGCGUCUGACUGCUGGGGUGGGGCCUGCAGCCAGCUUUCUGAGUGGUGGGGUUUCAGCCACUUCUGGCGAGUUUUUGCCUUGGACUGUGGCCACAGCCAGCAGCCCCACGUCUUGUCUGUCCUGCAUCUCUGCCCUUUCGUGUUGGAAUCAAGGGUUGUAGCCGUCUGUCUUGACAGAGUCUGAGCGGAAUAAAGUUCCGACCCAGGCCUGCACCGGCCCACCUCCAAUCUUCAAUAAGGGCCAAA
Messenger RNA from Pelodiscus sinensis (Chinese soft-shelled turtle), 1595 nucleotides. The record is from RefSeq and is a predicted model, not a curated record. NCBI's taxonomy places the organism in Eukaryota, Metazoa, Chordata, Testudines, Trionychidae.